ACUCCAGGCGGGUGUACGAGAUUCUACGGCUGAGGGUGACGAACAUGAGCGAUGCAGUUCAAAGCAGUCAGUACCGGCUGGAUGUGAAACGGAGGCUUGCCAUUCCAUUUAAGAAGAACAAGAAAGAAGCAACACGCCUUUCUCGAUUGAUGCCAGAGGAUUGGCUCGCCCAGCAGGCGGAGAUGACUUUAAGCCAGGAACAGGAAUAUUUGGAGGAGACCUAUCAGAACACUGUAGAGCAGUACAGACAUAUUCUGGAGCGCUUAGCGCGGAUCUAAUCAUUUUGCAAUUUUUUCCCAUUGUCCGUGUGUGUGUGUGUGUGUGCGUGCGUGCGUGCGUGCGUGUGUGUGUGCGUGUGUGUGUGUCUGUGCGUGUGUGUGU
This is a messenger RNA of Leucoraja erinaceus (little skate), 381 nucleotides long. It is a transcript of the gene hat1, whose product is annotated as histone acetyltransferase 1. Lineage: Eukaryota; Metazoa; Chordata; Chondrichthyes; Rajiformes; Rajidae. The record is from RefSeq and is a predicted model, not a curated record. Bases 45 to 278 code for a protein of 77 amino acids. The transcript has 2 exons.